GCGACAAGAUCUCAGUUUGACGUAGAGCAUAGCAGGCUGCACGUCCGGUCGUGUCCAGGCUUGAUUGUGUUCUGUUCCAUGUUUUCUCGGUGCGCGCACAACGAAUCGUCGUCGCAUGCAAAGUGACCCGUGUGUUCCGGUGACAGUGUGAAAUGUUAGCAAAGGGUAGCUGAGGUGUUUACAUCGUUCUGGACUGUUUCGAUCCGUUUAGUCCGCGCGUGAAAAUCAUAAGGGGUUGAACGCUGACCUAACCUUAAAAAAGGGACCGGACUGUCAGUGAAGGCGGUUUUACCGUUCCCGGGGGCAAACAAACAUGAUGGGGUUCACCACGUCAAGAAAGGGUUUGCUUCAAAUUGCCGACGGUGUUCUGGAGGAUUACGUUAUUAGAACACCCAUUUCCACCGUUUACGACGUGGAUAAAACACCACUUGGCAGAGGAAAAUAUGCAACAGUAUGCAAAGCAGUGCACAAAAAGACGCAGGUGCCUUACGCGGCGAAGUUCGUGAAGAAGAGGCGUCGCAGUCAGGACCAGAUGAAGGAGAUCGUACACGAAAUCGCCGUACUCAUGCAAUGUUCAGACACAAAUCGAGUCAUUAGGUUACACGAGGUAUACGAAAGCGAUACGGAAAUGGUACUAGUGCUGGAACUGGCCGUCGGCGGUGAACUUCAACACAUCCUGGACGUCGGACAGUGUCUGAGUGAGGCGGAGGCCCGCAAAGCCAUGAAACAAAUACUGGACGGCGUCGCCUAUCUGCACGAACGCAACAUCGCCCAUCUGGACCUCAAGCCGCAAAAUUUACUGCUCUCGGAGCCGAACAGCUGCGACGACAUCAAGUUAUGCGAUUUCGGCAUAUCGAAGGUGCUGGAACCGGGCAUCAUUGUACGGGAAAUAUUAGGUACUCUAGACUACGUAGCACCCGAGGUACUUAGUUACGAACCGAUCGAACUGUCGACUGAUAUUUGGUCCGUCGGGGUGUUGGCAUACGUUCUGCUGACUGGUUUCAGUCCGUUCGGUGCCGACGACAAACAACAGACCUAUCUCAACAUUUCCAAAUGUGCCUUAACCUUCGAACCGGAGCAUUUCGACGACGUCUCCAGCUCGGCCAUCGACUUCAUCAAAAGCGCCCUCGUCGUGGAUCCAAGGAAGCGACCGAAGGUCCACGAUCUGCUGAACCACCCGUGGAUCUCGCUCAAGACGAACAUAAUCACAUUGCCCGCCUUCAAGUCGACCGAGUCGCUCAAUCAGACGCCGAAAUCGACGCCGGUUGGGCCGCGAAAGUCGUACGGAUGCAUUGCGACGGCGACGGUGAUGGAAACAACGCCGAAACAGCAGCGGAAAUCCUUCUGUACGGACAGUCUGAACGGCCCAUUCGCUGAUCCGGCCGCAGUUCGUACGUACACCGUGUCUGCUAACUGCCUGUGUCCGCAAUGCGGGCCGACAUGUCGCCACCUCACGCACACGCCCGUCACCAAAGCGACCAUCACGCUCGAUCGCGGCAUCCUGUGUUAGCCACACCGUGCACCUACCCCAACACCCCUUCCCUAUCCCCUCAACACUGUUGUUUUUAUUUUGUUUGUUUUCAAUUAGUUUUUUUUAUGAUCCGAGCUGUUGCACACGCUGCAUCCGCACCGCGUUAAGGGUGGCUUCUCAUUUUGGCUUACAUAUUGGUCGCAGUGUCCCUUGACAACACACAUCACAAUUACACGAUAAAUUAUCGUACUUAAAACUGUGUUUUUUGGGUUUCUUUCUGUUUUUGGAACUGCCGACGUACGUCGACCACGAACCACACAUCCAGACACGAGGCAUCCUUAAUGUUGAUGUUUUGGUAGCGAUUGUGUAUGUGCUGAUUUGGUGGGUAUUUUUGUACAGUGCUAGAUUUAGUUGUAAUUCAAUAAUUUAUAUGUUCACUGCUUUAAAAAAAUUGUUUCUACAAAAUAAAUUUGUCUAUCACUAUCACCUUGAUUUUGUCGUUCGUUUCUUCUAUAUCAAAUGCCCUUUUUAACUUAUUAUCAAGACAAUCCUAUUUCUUUUAUAGAUCGAAAACUCAUCUAUAAUGUCAUUGUAAAAAAAUUGUAUAGACUAGUCAGAUUUUAAAAAAGUAAAUCCAGUGAUUUCUGUGAAAAAACGCGUGCCUCAAUUAUAAAUUUGUCACUUGCACAAGUGUUAAUAUGUUGCUCAGGUGAAUUAUGUUGAAUUUCAAGUGUCUUUUCGUUUUGCAUGCCUCGUCGUACAAACUUGUUUAUAGCGCAAUUUUGUAGUUUCGUUCCCCCCUCCCUGUUGUAAAACGUGAAUGUUUCAGAAUCCAGGAAAUUCUUGCGCAAGACGGAAUUAUGCAUGAUUUAAUGUUUUCAUGUUUAUUUGACUUUAGGUCAGACAUUGCAUAAGCCAGACAGAAAAACUGGAUUAGUUGAUGUUAUGUGUUUUUCGGGGCUAAUUGGGCUGUGGUACAUAUUUAAAAUUGCAACAAAAAAAAAAAAAAAAAAAAUACAAGAAACAUAUUUGAAUGCUCCAGGUCAGCCUGGAUAAUACAAAUUCAGUACAAAUAAAAUAAGGCGAUUUUAAAUAUGUUUGAAAAUUGCAUUGUGUCUAUUUUGUGGAAGUUUCCGCGAAGUUUCUGGAAACCAGUCGGAUAGCAACACCUAGAUUAAAGAAACUUUUGUACAUAGAUUUGUUUCGCGGAAAAUUCAAAAAACUAAAGCCCAUUUACACAAUUUUGUUUUCAUUAUUCAGCUUCAAAAUUGAUUGUUUUUUGUUUUAUUUUAUGUUACUGCCUUUUCAUUUACUCUGUAUAUUUAUGUCAAUAAGUAUUUAAUUUUAAUAAUUAUUUUUUGAAUGUCCAGGUUCGUACUGCAAAUUUUUAUUUUCCAGUUUUAUUAAUUUUUUUGACGUGUUUGAUGGAGUUGCACAAGAGAAAAUAGAAAUUCGCAGACGUAUUAGUUUUUUUUUAUCUAAGUAAAGUUAUUGUGAAUGUAGUAAUCAAUGUGGUAGAUUUGAAUGAACCUGCUCUGUGUUUGCAUUCGCAAAUUUAUUUGUAUUAAAACCAAUAAAGAAUAUUUUAAAGGAA
Molecule: messenger RNA, 3065 nt
Organism: Aethina tumida (small hive beetle)
Lineage: Eukaryota; Metazoa; Arthropoda; Insecta; Coleoptera; Nitidulidae
Product: death-associated protein kinase related
Exons: 5
Coding region: 314-1510 (398 amino acids)
Biological process (GO): positive regulation of apoptotic process; protein phosphorylation; intracellular signal transduction
Cellular component (GO): nucleus
Molecular function (GO): ATP binding; protein serine/threonine kinase activity
Source: RefSeq, a predicted model, not a curated record